This is a messenger RNA of Lentinula edodes (shiitake mushroom), 1113 nucleotides long. RefSeq lists its product as uncharacterized. Lineage: Eukaryota; Fungi; Basidiomycota; Agaricomycetes; Agaricales; Omphalotaceae. The record is from RefSeq and is a predicted model, not a curated record. The transcript is spliced from 3 exons. The coding region runs from base 154 to 759 and encodes 201 amino acids.
UCCUGCGCUGUACGUUCAUAUUCGAUUGUGUGUUUUCUUGCCUCAAUCAAUGGAUGUGACAGACUUACCCGCACGAAGAUAGUGGUAUUUGCUGGCCAAAUCUGUUAUUCCUCGUCCCAAACAUCCACGGCCUCAUCGCUAAAUUCCACUGCGAUGCCUGCGGUUUCACACAUGUUCUCCUUGUUCUUCUUACUUUCUAUUUUUCUUGGUGGGAUGUGCUUUCCUCUAGAUCGAAGAGACAAAACCAACAAUUAUCGAUCUGUGCCCAUUUCUAUAAGAACAAUGAAGAUGCAAGACGGUUCAAAGGAAUCUGCAAUAUGCUUCGGAACGCAGUACUUUCUGACUGCUAUCAAAGAUCCUGAGAAUCCAAACCAAUUCAAAGGAUCUAGUGUCCAAAAGAAACCAAACAUCAGCAUCAAACAGUAUACUGUGGCUACUGCUGAUUUUGGAUAUAAAACCACGGAACAGUUCAAGUCUGCCAUAGAGUAUCUUGGCGGACAUUCCGCAAGCUCGUCGUUAUUAUGGAUGCACGAAACACUGACAAAGAUGGUGGAAGGCAAAUAUAUCCGUGAAAUACCAAAGGCAUGGACUACAGCAUUAGAACAACAGGGUUUUAAUGAAAAUGCGAAUUGGUUGGGAAACACAGGUGCUGGGAGUUCGAAUGGUGAAGCUGUAAGGAACCCAGGUGGCAAACAGGCGGGCAACGGCGGGGGGGGUCAAGAGGUCGAAGGUUCGCGAGAAUCCACUACGCGAUCCUGAUGUAAUCCUUAUCGAGAAUGACAAAGAAUAGGACCACAGUCUUAUGAUUAGUUUAACCAUUCAAAUUUCGCAUUUCACUUAUACCUCGUGCCCCCUCAACAAGGUAAUUUGUUCGAAUCUCCUUACUAGUUCGAGGGUCGCCGUUUUCACACGGCUUUGUUAACCAUGGAGCAAAAGAAUCAGGUCAGGUCCAGGGUGCAUUAGAAUCGAAGAGUGGGCACAAUGUUCAAGCAAAAUUUUGCCAGAUCUUCCGCUCUUCCUGAGCAUAAAUUAAAGGACUGACAUGUGUACUUGAGAUAUAAAUCAAUGCCCUUCACUUGAGCAUACUCCUCCAAGCUACCAACGCUUUCCUAU